AUUGAAGACAGCCCGGCAAGUAGGAGCGCGGCCUUCCCGCACAACCGUAGACCGGGCGUCGGUGCGGGACACUAUGCGGAGCCCGCAGCUCCCGUUCCGGCGCGAGUUCUCGCGGGAGCCGCUGAAGGGAAGUCUGGUGUUUGUCAAGAUGGCCUGAUAUGAAGGAUUCACACCUUUCACCUCCCCAAGCUGUCCUGUCCUUCAAGUGCUGGAGUUGGUCGAAAUGUCAGGGAUGGAAGCCAGUGUGACUAUCCCAAUCUGGCAAAACAAGCCCCAUGGGGCUGCUCGAAGUGUAGUAAGAAGAAUUGGGACCAAUCUACCCCUGAAGCCAUGUGCCCGGGCAUCCUUUGAGACCCUGCCCAAUAUCUCUGAUCUGUGUUUGAGAGAUGUGCCUCCAGUCCCUACUCUGGCUGACAUCGCCUGGAUUGCUGCAGAUGAAGAGGAGACAUAUGCCCGGGUCAGAAGUGAUACACGCCCACUGAGGCACACCUGGAAGCCCAGCCCUCUGAUUGUCAUGCAGCGCAAUGCUUCAGUACCCAACCUGCGUGGGUCUGAGGAGAGGCUCUUGGCCCUGAAGAAGCCAGCCCUGCCAGCCCUAAGUCGCACCACUGAACUGCAAGAUGAGCUGAGCCACCUGCGCAGCCAAAUUGCCAAGAUAGUGGCAGCUGAUGUCGCUUCGGCUUCAUUAACGCCAGAUUUCUUAUCUCCAGGAAGUUCAAAUGUCUCUUCUCCCUUACCUUGUUUUGGAUCCUCAUUCCACUCUACAACUUCCUUUGUCAUUAGUGACAUCACCGAGGAGACUGAGGUAGAGGUCCCUGAGCUUCCAUCAGUCCCCCUGCUUUGUUCUGCCAGCCCCGAAUGUUGCAAACCAGAACACAAAGCUACCUGCAGCUCAUCUGAAGAGGAUGACUGCAUCUCUUUGUCCAAGGCCAGCAGCUUUGCAGACAUGAUGGGUAUUCUGAAGGACUUUCACCGGAUAAAACAGAGCCAAGAUCUGACCCGGAGUUUAAUAAAGGAGGAAGACCCUGCCGUGCUUAUCUCAGAGGUCCUAAGGAGGAAGUUUGCUCUGAAGGAAGAGGAUAUUAGUAGAAAAGGAAAUUGACAGCACACUGCUCUGCAAAACUCAGUCUCAUGCUCCUGGAAUUCCUUCAAUAGCUGCCUUCCUCACUGCAGAUGUUUCUGCCUCUCAGUUUGAAAUCUUCUGCAACAGUCUUGAUAACUAGAGCUUGGACUGAAAGACUGGAUUGCUGUUUCUCAUACUUCAAUCUUAGCAAAAGCUAAGGCCUGUGGACUGAGACAUUUGUUACAGGUAAUUGUGGAGGGUGGAGUGUCUCCAUUUAAGGGGUAAAGUACAGGUUUCUUGCUUUUCCUUGCCCCAGUGUGAAAAUAGGUCCCAAAUGAAUGACUUUACUUCAUUGCAUUAGACCCAAUAACUGGUCUCACUGGACACCUUGUGUGUACCUUUUACUCACUCUCAGCUUCUUUGCAGCAGAACAGGGCUGAGGGGAAGGGGCUAUGUGUUUAUGUACAUGUUCACAGGGCAGGGAAGAUCUUAUGCUGCUCCAUCACAAACUUUCACCAAUGCCCAGCAAUCACCACUUCCUGGUCUAGAUGUAGAGGUCAGGCCCGUGGACCAGCCAAUACUUGGGCUACUGCUAGGAGGCCUGGGCUGUUUUUUCUUAAACAUAUUUUAUAAUACUGUACAACCAAAUCUACCCUCUAAGGCCCUGGGCCCUCAAGUUCCACUGAAUGAAAACUUCCAUGGACUUAAGUCCAGCAGGAAAGGUAAAUGUGGAGGGGAAUGAGCAUACCAUCCUUCUUCCAGGCCCUUGACUGACUGUUCCUCUGGGUUGGGCUAAGGUUUGGACCUACUACAUCAUGCAUGACUCAGAUGCCCUUGGGCCCUUUCCUAUGGUAUGUAUACUCUGUGUUUGGAUUGAAGCACUAUCUGACAUUAAAUGAAGGAUUUGGAGAAGUAGUGUAUUUUCUUUGUCCAUUCUAGAGUUGGGAUCACUUAGUGUCCAUUGGGGUACAGAAUUCCAGUUAAUUUUAAGGUAGAUGAACUUUAAACAGGCUCCUGGUUUCCCCUCUUUCCUUGUAAAAGUCCUGUCCUUUAACAAGAGAAAUCUUCCUGAGGGGAUUUAUUCCUUCUUUCCAAAGAGAUUGUGCUCUAAACUCCCAAAAGCAGUUCUAUCUGAUAACUUGCAUUUGCCCCAGAGGUUGUUUAGACCUCAAGUACCACACCUGCAACAUGAUGUGGUCAGUAGACCACAGGCCAAAUUAGACUGCCUAUCAGGUUGGGCACAAAGUAAUAACAAAUAUAUUAUUAAAAAGUUGCUUUUUCAAAAAUAGAAUUAGUAUUUUAACUACCAUCAGAACGUUAACUUGGAUUCAUAGUUUUACAAAGGGGAUUCCCUCCCACCUUGUGGAAGAGGAAUAAUAGUCAUAUCUAGAUUGUUACAUAGCUCAGG
Castor canadensis (American beaver) is the source of this 2471-nucleotide messenger RNA. RefSeq names its product mitochondrial fission regulator 1 like (gene Mtfr1l). Gene Ontology annotation, cellular component: mitochondrion. NCBI's taxonomy places the organism in Eukaryota, Metazoa, Chordata, Mammalia, Rodentia, Castoridae. The record is from RefSeq and is a predicted model, not a curated record. Gene Ontology annotation, biological process: mitochondrial fission; aerobic respiration.